Molecule: messenger RNA, 1454 nt
Organism: Pelodiscus sinensis (Chinese soft-shelled turtle)
Lineage: Eukaryota; Metazoa; Chordata; Testudines; Trionychidae
Source: RefSeq, a predicted model, not a curated record
AUGAGUAGUUUGAUGUACAUUAGUCAGGAAGGACAUUCUCAAGACUCCUUCUGCUCUUUCUGGCUUUAUUUUUCAGCUGUAGCAGAAGUGAAACUUCGAGAUGAUCAGUAUACUUUGGACCACAUGCGUGCCUUUGGCAUGUAUAAUUACCUACACCUUGAUUCUUGGUACCAGGACAACGUCUACUAUGUUGAUCAACUUGGAAGGGUUAUGAAUUUAUCAGUGACUCUGGAUACUGCUCUUCGGAAGCCAAGAGAAGUAUUCAGGCUACCUACAGACAUGACAGCUUGUGAUAAUCGCCUUUGUGCAUCAAUACACUUUUCAUCAUCUACCUGGGUUACCAUUUCAGAUGGAACAGGAAGAUUAUAUCUUAUUAAAACAGGCAAACGUGGAGAUGCUGCAUCUGAAAAAUGGGAGAUAAUGUUUAAUGAAGAACUUGGGAGUCCCUUUGUUAUUGCCCACAGUGUUUCCUUUAUAAAGUCAGAUGUGCACUCAGUAGCUGGGCUUUUGCUUCGAGUAGAAAAAGAUGAACUUGAUGCAAAGGGAAGUGGCUUCUAUGUGUCCUUGGAGUGGGUUACUAUGACAGAAGUAGACAAAGAGGAUAAUAAAAUAUAUGAAAUCUUCAAGCGCAGAGUUCUCCAAGGAAAAUCAGUCCCUCAUUAUGCAGCUAUAGAACCAGGUGGAGAUGCUCUAAUGAUUGUCUCCUACAAGCCCUUCAGAUUUAUGAAGGAUGAGGAGAACCAGCUUGAAGAAAAUGAAGAUGGGAAAAUAGCAGAUGAAAAGAAAGACCCUGUCUAUUACUGGCAACAGACUGAAGAUGAUUUGACAGUAACCAUUCACCUUCCACAAGACAUCACUAAAGAUGACAUACAAAUACAGUUUCCUCCUGAGGGUAUCAUUGUAGCAUUGAAAAAUCAGUCUCCUUUGUUGGAAGGAAAGCUCUAUUCAUCUAUUGACCAUGAAAGCUGCACAUGGAUAAUUAGAGAUAAUAGUUUGGAGAUUUCUAUAAUUAAGAAAGAUGAAGGACCCAUGUGGCCAGAGCUGAUAGUGGAUGAUUCACGAGGAGAAUUCAUCAUGGGCUCUUCCCAGUGUUCUGCAGUAGCUGAACGCCUGAUGCAUCUUACCUCUGAAGAAAUGAAUCCACACCCUGAGAAAGAAAACCCUCCUUGUAAUGCACAGGAAUUGGAGGAAUGUGACAUUUUUCUUGAAGACAGCACAAGUUUAUGCAGAUUUGAUGGUAAUACAUUGAAAAUCACACAUGUGGUGAAUCUUGGAAGCAACCAGUAUCUCUUCUCAGCAGUGGUGGAUCCCAAAGAAAUGCCUUGUUUCUGUUUGCGGCACGACAUUGAUGCUCUUCUCUGGCAGCCACGUUCUAACCAACCAGACAGUAUGUGGGAACAUAUUGCAACUUUUAAUGCUUUAGGUAUGGAAUGAACUGCCCUGGGGCCCAUAUC